Molecule: messenger RNA, 966 nt
Organism: Drosophila santomea
Lineage: Eukaryota; Metazoa; Arthropoda; Insecta; Diptera; Drosophilidae
Gene: Tom
Product: enhancer of split malpha protein
Exons: 1
Coding region: 79-555 (158 amino acids)
Biological process (GO): Notch signaling pathway; sensory organ development
Source: RefSeq, a predicted model, not a curated record
CUACCAACUCUCAACCGAGUGCAACCAACUGAAGAUCCCAAGUUUUAUUACAAAUCCCAAAAAGACCUCAACCACACAAUGUCGUUCAUCACACGGGAAUACAAGUUUGAGAGCAGCAAGGUGAUGGAGCCGAAAUCAGAUCAGCACACGAUGGCCAUGCGGAGUCUGAGGAAACUGGUCAAACCCCUUCUGCGGCUGGUGAAGAAGAAGCAGUUGCUCCGGAAGACUCUGGCCGAGAUCCAGAACCAAAACGCAGUCAACGCCUCGCUGGAGGACAUGCGCAAAGACCCGGCGGCCAGUUGCGAUAACAUGGCCAACGAGGAGCUGGAGCAGCGACUGUACACCGAUCUCCGCCAGUGCCCCACCAACGUGGCCAUGAUCGUGCAGCAGGGUCAGCAACAGAGCAUCGUGCCCGUCCAUCCGGAGCAGACCUUCAUCCCGGUCCACUUCGCCCGCACCACCAGUGGCACCUUCUUCUGGACUUCGGCCGAGGGAGCUCGUCAGCACCACGAGCAGCAGUUGCGCCAGCAGUUCGACCGUUGGGUUCAGGCCUAAACACAUCGCCAGGAUGCACAGUUUACGUCCUCGAUGCACCGGGAAAAAUCUCCAAUUGGCAGCUUUAAGUGCAAGUGUCUCCGUCCAUUGGUCGUCGGAUGGAUGCGGGUUCAGCUUCGCAUGUUCGUAAUCUCAGGGUGAUAUUAGGCAUAGACUGGAUUCUUUGGGCUCGCGUCUCAAGGGAAACACAACUCUAAUUGAUAUUCAAUUAUCACAAUCAAGCGUUACUAUCGUUAACUCAUUGUGAUUCCUCGUGUCUUAUUAGCCUUAAGUUAGUCUUAGCCGAAUCAUUGUCUUCCAUGUUUGUUUGUUAGGGUCUUCGCAUAGGUACUAGGCUAAGAAUCAUUGUCUUCCAUGUAAAACUUUAGCUAUAACCACCUCUAUCAUAUAAGAAAUAAAUAAACUGAAAAC